Messenger RNA from Orbicella faveolata, 686 nucleotides. Its product is annotated as delta(3,5)-Delta(2,4)-dienoyl-CoA isomerase, mitochondrial-like. NCBI's taxonomy places the organism in Eukaryota, Metazoa, Cnidaria, Anthozoa, Scleractinia, Merulinidae. The record is from RefSeq and is a predicted model, not a curated record. Gene Ontology annotation, cellular component: mitochondrion. Gene Ontology annotation, molecular function: delta(3,5)-delta(2,4)-dienoyl-CoA isomerase activity.
CUUAGAGAAACCCCAACCCCCAAGGAAAUUCCAAUCCCUUCUGUGGGGGGAGUAUAGAUAUUUUCUGAAACUGCACAAUAGCUAUAUAUAAAUGCAAUGAAAUGAAAAAUUUGAUCUACUUCAAAUUUAAUUCUCAACCCAAUUGCUUCUUAGUUUUAGGAAUUUGUGUUCGUCUGACUAAUACAUGUGUGCAACUGAAACCAAAGCAAGGUUUGCUAGCAUCACAGACCAGUGCGCUUAACUUAUUAAACUCAAGAAUGAACAGUAGUCAACCAUACACAUUUGAAACCCUUGCUGUAUCUAAGCCACAAGAACAUGUAGUUCAGGUGGAGCUUAACAGGCCAGAAAAGAGAAAUGCAAUGAACAAGACAUUUUGGAGGGAAAUGGUUGAAUGCUUUCAACAGAUUAGUGAAGAUGCUGACUGCAGAGCUGUGGUGUUGACUGGAGCAGGAAAAAUCUUCACAGCAGGCCUGGAUCUCAUGGACAUGGGAAGUGAUCUGAUGAAUACUAGUCAAGAGCCUUCCAGAAGAGCUCACAUGUUAAGAAAGUUUAUCCUGAAGCUUCAAGAGUCUUUUCUUGUGAUUGAGAAAUGUCCACAGCCUGUUAUCGCAGCCAUUCACUCAGGGUGUGUUGGCGGGGGAGUAGAUAUGGUGUGUAAUUGCGACAUUCGCCUUUGUUCGGCAGAU